This is a messenger RNA of Dreissena polymorpha, 3291 nucleotides long. Its product is annotated as switch-associated protein 70-like. Gene Ontology annotation, cellular component: cytoplasm; nucleus. Bases 409 to 2949 code for a protein of 846 amino acids. The transcript has 9 exons. The record is from RefSeq and is a predicted model, not a curated record. Lineage: Eukaryota; Metazoa; Mollusca; Bivalvia; Myida; Dreissenidae.
UGGACGUAUUUAAACGCGUAGCUGGCACACAUGACUUGUGAUGUGUAGCGAAAACAGUCAAGUGUUAUUUAUUGUAAACCUUAUUAUGAACAACACAAUAUAUAGAUAGAGGUCUAUUUCCUGGAUUGAUAUAUGAAAUCGUUUGAGAAUAUAUAUAUACGUAUUGAUGAGGCGUGGCAGUGCAUGUUCUCUGUUACUUAUUAAACUGUCGAUGUUUUAAACAAGGAACAGUGUGCGUUGAUUUUGGAGUAAUUUACAACUGCUAUAUCUUCCUCAUGCUUUUAACAACCCUGUUUAUCCACUGAUAAAAACAUAUUGACAGACACGCCAGUCGAGCAAUUUGGGCAAAGCAGUUUUGGAUUUAGGUACACAAGCAAGUCUUGAUUAAGGGGAAGCUGUUGUGCUCAAAUGGCGUUGUUCCGAGCAACCAUCCGGAGAGGCGGCGGGGAGACCAGUGACCACGAACAUCCGGUUGACAUGGAGGAUUCGCCGAAAGUGGCUGCACAAGAGCUCAAGAAAGCCAUAUGGCACGCGUUCAAUAUGCUGGAUGUAACUAACACUGGGGUGGUACAUGUAUCACAGCUCAGGGUGAUCACUGCGAGUAUUGGCAUGAAAUUCGGCAUUAACAAGGCUGAAGAGUUUUUGAACCACGAUGAGGUCACGGAAAUGGACUUUAGCACUUACUUUGAAAUCGUCAGAGUGAAAUUAAUAAAUGACGAAACAAAUACAAUGAGAGACACUUCACACGCUGUGCAGUACGAUGCCAUAAAGAUCUGCUGGAGGUUCUGUGACUUCGAGAGGACACAUAAAUCGGUUGCAGUCACAACAGAGCACUGUUUUGUGUUAUGGCGGCUUUUCAACUUCCUGUCUGAAACAGACGACAACGAGGACGCAAUAAUUCCUGUCAUGCUUCACCCGGAGGAGGCCGCUUUGGUAUUUCGGGGAUUCCUUGACACAACUGGACAGAAAGCUAAGGAACAUAUCGUUGAAAGUUUCAUACGCGAUUCUGCAGACAAAUGUGUUACAUACAGCCAGUUUUUGGACUUGUUUGAAAAGGAAUUCAUACAAGGCCUGACAAUCAAACACGUUUCUGAUGGACUUAAUCAGCUUUCCGAAAAGUACCUGACUAACAUAUUAAUGAAAGGUAUGAUCCACAAGCGAGGCUACAAGCACAAGAGCUGGAAGGACCGUUGGCUGGUCCUGACCCCGAUUCAGCUGCGCUAUUACGUCAACUCGCAAGAGAAAUUAAUUAAAGGUUCAAUAACAUUUGACGACUCGUGUAAAAUUCGAGUUCAGCAGGAUCGGCCCACUAGUAAGCAGAACCGGUUCAUUCUGGAGACGUCCAAGAAACCGUACGAGAUGAGUGCAGCAGACGUGAAAACCAAGAACGAAUGGGUGGCAGCGUUAGAAGAGGCAAUAGGUCGAGUUGGCAAGGACCCACAUAUCCAGAGAGAGGCAACACGUGCGCGGUGUUGCGCGCGCAGACAGCGUCGACAGCAGACGGCUGACGAGGAACGCAGACGUCAAGAGGAGACAGAAUUUCUCAACAGACGACUGCAAGAACUUGAUGAAGAGAAAAAGAAACGGUUAGCAGAUGAAGAGCUUUUAAAAGCGAGAAUGGGAGAACUAGAAGCGGAGCGCAAGAAACGCGAGGAGGCUGAAGCCCGGUGGCAAGAGGAGCUAGCGCUUCGUGAAGCGGAACAGCAGCGGCUACGGGAGCUGCAGGCCAUCAAAGAAGAGCUCGAGCGCCUCCUUGCGGAAGAGCGGCAAGCCAAGAGGGACGAGGAGAUUGUGCGGAACCUCCAGUCACGAUUGCUGGAAGAGGAAUCCGAGAAACGAUCUGAGCUAGAGCGGCUGCAACAGAAGCAGGAGGAGAUGUUGCGCGCGGAGCGCGAGCAGAAGGCGGUACUGGAGAGCGACCGGAAGGAGCAGGAGCGCCUCCUAGCGGACGCAAAGAUGCGUCUGCGGCAGCUGGAGGAAGAGCAAGCGGAAGCAUCUAGCAAAAUGCAGGCAACGGCUGAAAAGUUGCAGAAGGCUGAAAAUGAUCGCAAGAUCAUGGAAGAGAAAGCCCAGCUGUGGAAGCGACCGAUCGGUCUAGCAAAGCCCGUACAACCCACGUUUAAUCCCCUGAUAUCACAUCGUGGCCAGGGAGCAUUCUGUCAGGACGAUUUUGUAAAAAGGGAAAGGGAUAAAGAGCCAAAUGCUGAUAAAUCAGGAAACGAUUCUGAUGAGCAGCUAAAUGGGAGAUGUCACAGCCCUGUUCCGAGGAAACGUGUGAUUGUACGAGUAAAAGAAGAAGCUCCAAAGCCCGCAAAUAUUGAUAAUAAGAUGGGGUCAAAAGAAGACCUUGAAAACAAACCAGAUGAGCAGAGUAUUGAAGAUUGUAAUAUGCUAAAUGCUAACGGUGGACGCCCUGUUCCGCAGCAACGCAUUAGCGCACGUGUUAACGAUAAGAAGGAUGAACAAGACGAGUCGCCAAAGCGUACCGAAAUUGAAAAUAAGAUGGAACCCAGAGAAGAUCUUCAAGAAAAAACAGAUGAGCUGAGUUUGAAAGAUUCAACAAAUGCAUUUGAAAUAAAAGCAGAUAUGAACAGACUCGUAGCUGAAAAUGUUAUUACCAUAAUUGUGUCUGAUGAAAACACUACGAAUAAUGAAAUAGACGAGGGAAAUAGACUAAAUGCAGUUAAUUUGGCAACAGACGAGACUCACGACAGCGUGCAGGAAAAUAGUGAAGGUGACAAUCACGGACAUGAAAAUCGAAAAGAAUUACCAGAUGGUGAUCAUAAUCUUCAGGGCAAACCUGAAACAGACGUUACAGACUAUAUCACUGACGAAAGCGAUGCGACUUACAGUCAAUCUGAUGACGACACAGACGAUACGGGUUCUAUUGGAAACAUUGAAGACAAUACUGAAAAUACGACUGAGAAUCAAACCAAUGAGGAAAUCUGACACUUAACACGGAGACGACACUCUCAUUUGUCGAGGAGGCCCCAAACACGGAUGCAUUCAAUAGUGAUGUUGAUGGGAAUUGCAUUUUUGCAAAUUUUGGCAUUUUGACUUUAAAUUGAGUGUGUUUUGAUAUGUGUCUGCAUUAUUAGUUGUUUUGUAUACAUGUUUGAUGAGUAUUCAUUUACUUGCUUUGCUCAUAUUUAUUAGCUUUUGUUUUCAAAUAAUUAUUUCUCAUUGCCUUUUAUUUAUAAUAUUUAAGGAUAUUAAUAAUCCACACCUUUUUGAACAAUGUAUUUUUAACACUAGCAUACACUUGUUUUGUACAUUUAUGUGCAUAUAAAC